Molecule: messenger RNA, 888 nt
Organism: Cyclopterus lumpus (lumpfish)
Lineage: Eukaryota; Metazoa; Chordata; Actinopteri; Perciformes; Cyclopteridae
Product: complement factor H-related protein 2-like
Exons: 6
Coding region: 1-888 (295 amino acids)
Source: RefSeq, a predicted model, not a curated record
AUGGUUGACUGUCCAGGGAAAUUGUGUAAACCACUUCACAUUGACAAUGCACAAAUUACCCACAAUGAAAAGAACAUUUACAGGCUCGAUGAACAUGUUCGGUAUACAUGCAGGAACGAUGCCCAAAGAGAUUUUAUUGUUACCUGUGAGGAAAGAGGCUGGACUGGGAUAAAGAACUGUUCAGAAUGUCAAGCCGCUGACGAACCACAUGGAAUUGUAGCUGGUCCAUACAAUGACACACUGUACUACAGCUGCAAAAUAGGUUACAAACUUUCUACCAAAGGCUGGUGGGUUGAGGCCAAAUGUACUGAUGGCGUGUGGUCUGGAUUUAAAGGUUGCAUCGCUAAUACGAUGUGUGGAAACGUUCCUGAGAUUCCUAAUGGAAGAGUGACACCAUGUGAGAAAUCUAAAGAUGCCCAGAUUACUUGUGAAGAUGGAUACCACGCACAGGUUACCAGUUUAACCUGUCACGAUGGAAAAUGGCUUUCAGAGGGAGUCUCCCCCGAAACAUUCUGUAAACUAACUGCCGUUUCUUGCAACCCCCCACGAAAAGUUGACAAUGCUUUAAUUGUGGAUUCAUAUCAGAAGGAAUACUUGUCUGACUCCACAGUAACAUAUCAGUGCCGUGAUAAGUAUAUUAUAUUGGAUCAUGAAGAUACAAUUCAGUGCAAAGAGGGCCAAUGGGAGGAGAAAAACAUUAUGUGCACACCAUACUGUGACAAGCUCAAAGAUGAGUCAAUUAACUUCACCGCAGACAAAGAAAGAUAUAUGGAUGGGGAUGUCAUUGAGUAUCAAUGUGUCUUAUAUGGAAUUGAAGGCAAUGCAACAUGUAACAAUACUGAGUGGAAUAAAUCAGAAGACUGUAAAGGUAAGGAGAAGUGUAAGUGA